This is a messenger RNA of Diospyros lotus (date-plum), 1638 nucleotides long. RefSeq lists its product as uncharacterized. The transcript is spliced from 12 exons. The record is from RefSeq and is a predicted model, not a curated record. The coding region runs from base 178 to 1443 and encodes 421 amino acids. Lineage: Eukaryota; Viridiplantae; Streptophyta; Magnoliopsida; Ericales; Ebenaceae.
GGAAGCUUCAUCCUUUCUCUCUUCGUCCUGUCAGAUAAACCAGUAAGCGUUUCCCCACUCUGCCGCUCAGAACAAACAGAACAUGCACGCUUUAACUGUUGCUACCUUCCGCCAAUAUUUUAGGAUCGAUGCUACAUUGCCAACGAGUGAGUCCCCUUCCCUGCAACAACGACCGAUAUGGGGUGCACACCUUCUGUGUCUGCGCUUGCAAGAAAGAAAAACAGCAACAAGUCCUCCAAUAUCCCCGAAAUUGCAAUAUUUGUCCCCUCCAUGCGUGUCCCGCUCCAAUCUGAUCUUCAGAGGCCGCUCAGAGGUCUAAUUCCCAAACAUCUCGCAGACAGAAUUGUUUCUCUUCGCAACCGGAUUGUCUUCAUUGCAGAGGACACUGGGGGAUCUGCUGUUACUGAAUUACAGAGAGCAAUGGAGGAUUACUUGCCUCUUCUACUUGGCCUCACCAAGAUAGAUCAUAGUUUUCAACCAGUACUGGAGUUUAAAUGGAAAAUUUUGGAGGAUGGGCGACAAGAAGUUUGCGUUGCCAAUUGCUGGUUUGAGAUACUGUGUGUCAUCCACAUGAUGGCAAUGUUGACAUUGACAGAGGCAAAUUCCAUGCUGAUUCCUAAACACCGCUUGGGUUCUUCUGAAAGACUCGUAUCUGCAGAUUGCGAUUGCAUGAGGGAUGCUGUUGAUUUACUGCUCAAGGCAUCCGGUUACUUGGAAUUUUGUGUUCGGAAUGUUCUUGUUCGGUUGCCACAUGAUAUUAAGCAGAGGUUCCCAGAAGACCUGCAGGAGGGUGUAUUGGAGGCGGUUUCCAUUCAAGCACUAGGCCAGGGAACUGAAAUACAGCUUGGUCUAGCUGCAGAAAGUCAAUAUGCUACCUUACCUGUGAAGAGGAGGUUGGCAUGUGAACAGCUGAGCUACUAUGGGCAGGCUCAUUACUGUUUGUCAGAAUGUGGCAUGGGCAAUGGAUAUGGAAACAAGCAUCUGUUGUUCAUCAAAUGGAAAUAUCUUGAAGCAAAGGCUGCAGCUUACUACUAUCAUGGCUUGAUCGUGGACAAAGGUAGUGAACCAUCCUGUCAUGUUAGUGCCGUGUGUUGCUUUCUAGCUGCAGAAGAACUACUUUCAGAAAGCAAGAAGGCCUGCUUAAGCUUUUGUCUUGCAGUUCCAGUUACGAGGGCUCCUCCACUCUGGGGUGUGAUGAAGCAUUUAAGUAAGAAAAUUCCAGAGGUAGCAUCAAAGAAGUCCCAGGUGCACGGCCACCUUUUAGAUCAAGAAAAGGGACUCCAAGUGUUACCUGAUCUUCCGGAGUUUCAGCUGUCACUGAGGCCGGACGACUACCAAUUGCCAGAGAUGGAUUCAGCAUGGGGAGGUGAAGAGUGGGAAAUCCCUACUCAACCUCUAAAAGACCAUCUUAAAGAUUGGGAAUUAGAUGAGACGGAGAAUUGAAUGUCACAAUAUUGUCCGAUUUCUUCCCAAUUGGAUAAGUGCAUUAUAGAAAAGAGAAAACGCGCGUGCACUUUGCAACAGGUUGCAAAAUUAACAUUCUUGUUGUAUAACCCCCAAAAGGUAAACGCUUGUUUAUUAUAAAAUCCUGCAACUCCUUUUUCCGGAAUGGUAAUAAAUAAAUAUUAUGUCAAAAUC